AUGGCCACCACGAUGGAGGCUUCCCCGGACAAUGACAAAGCAAGUGUCAACAUGGCUGAGCAUGUCGACAAGGUUCAGUCUGUCGAGGGUGCUGGCUGGAGUGAAGCCGAUACCAACAGACUGAUACGCAAGAUUGAUUGGUCCAUUAUCCCAUUUGUCUCUAUCCUCUACCUCCUGUCCUUCCUCGACCGAACCAACAUUGGUAAUGCUCGUCUCGAUACCCUCGAGCUAGACCUGGGAAUGACUGGCCUUAUGUACAAUCAUGCAUUGGUCAUAUUCUUCCCUUUCUACAUCAUCGCAGAAAUCCCUUCAAACAUGGCCAUGAAGAGGUUCAGACCUUGGAUUUGGAUCCCUUCGAUGAUGGUCGCUUGGGGUAUAUGUUGUACAUUAAUGGGUAUUGUCCAGAGCUAUCCUGGUUUGAUGGUUGCUCGAGGUUUUCUCGGUCUGACCGAGGGUGGCCUUUUCCCAGGCAUCGCCUACUAUAUUACCAUGUGGUAUCGUCGCCACGAAUGCGGCUUUCGCAUGGCCAUAUUCUUUUCGGCCGCCACUGCCGCGGGUGUGUUUGGGGGUUUCCUCGCGCGUGGCAUCAUGGAGCUGCGUGGUGAGGCGGGACUAGCUGGCUGGCAGUGGAUCUUCAUCAUCGAAGGUCUUCUUACAGUCGUAGUCGCACUUGUAUCAUUCAAGCUUAUGUCUGAUUACCCCGAUCGAGCGAAAUUUAUAACUGAAGAAGAGCGAAAGCACAUCCAAGAGCGCCUGCAGCUCGAUCGAUCAGGAUUGGCAGAGGAGUUUGAGAUGAGAUACGCGCGGGAUGCUUUUCGCGACUGGAAGAUUUGGGUGCAUAUGUUUAUUGCGGCUGGUACAUUUACUGCAGUCUAUGCAUAUUCUCUGUUUCUUCCUACCAUCAUUCGCGAUUUGGGUUAUUCCAGCACGACCGCUCAACUCAUGAGCACUCCUCCUUAUCUUGUGGCUUGUGUUAUUUGUGUUGGAGCUGGAUGGUGGGCUGAUAAGAUACAGCAGAGAGGGAUCUUCAUGAUUAUCUUCAUUUCCAUGUCUGCGCUUGGACUGAUUCUUCUUAUGGCUGUUGAGCACCCGGGUGUCAGAUACUUCGGCUGUUUCCUGCUCGCUUCAGGCACAUUCCCAUGUGUUCCACAGGGCAUUGCCUGGAAUAGCAACAACAUCGGGGGAUCGCUCAAGCGUGGUGUCGGUAUUGCGAUGAAUGUGAGCUGCGGCAAUAUUGGUGGCGUGAUUGCAGCGUAUCUGUUCCUGGCGAAGGAUGCUCCAAGAUAUUUCCCAGGUUUUGGUACGCUCCUUGGACUCCAAAUCAUGGCACUGAUAUUGUGUAUCUUCAUGAGCAUUUACUUGCGUCGCGAGAACGCUCGAAGGGAUACGAUGCACAAGGACCCCAGUUUAUAUACUGAAGCAGAGAAGCAUGCCGAGAGGGAGAAGGGUGACAACGCAACCUUUUUUCGGUAUACGAUUUGA
This is a messenger RNA of Fusarium pseudograminearum CS3096, 1482 nucleotides long. RefSeq lists its product as uncharacterized. Gene Ontology annotation, biological process: transmembrane transport. The coding region runs from base 1 to 1482 and encodes 493 amino acids. Gene Ontology annotation, cellular component: membrane. The record is from RefSeq and is a predicted model, not a curated record. The transcript has 4 exons. Gene Ontology annotation, molecular function: transmembrane transporter activity. NCBI's taxonomy places the organism in Eukaryota, Fungi, Ascomycota, Sordariomycetes, Hypocreales, Nectriaceae.